Setaria italica (foxtail millet) is the source of this 2413-nucleotide messenger RNA. Its product is annotated as fatty acyl-CoA reductase 2. The record is from RefSeq and is a predicted model, not a curated record. Gene Ontology annotation, cellular component: intracellular membrane-bounded organelle. NCBI's taxonomy places the organism in Eukaryota, Viridiplantae, Streptophyta, Magnoliopsida, Poales, Poaceae. Gene Ontology annotation, biological process: long-chain fatty-acyl-CoA metabolic process; suberin biosynthetic process. Bases 255 to 2060 code for a protein of 601 amino acids. Gene Ontology annotation, molecular function: alcohol-forming very long-chain fatty acyl-CoA reductase (NADP+) activity. The transcript has 8 exons.
GCCGAACCACCAACUUUUAAAGCUGGCCAUCUCUCCCUGCUUCCUUGCAGCGCAGCUCGCGGGGUUUUGUAGGUCACUGGCUCGGCUCCAGCUCCGCCUUGGUCUCGUUCCGUUUCGUUCCAGGCAGGAAGUAGAGGAGCUCGCCUCGACACCACACACCCACCUACCCUGCUGCAACCGCGGGGGCGGAGCUCCGCAUUGUCUACGGGUCUCGCACCUAGCCUGCACCUGCAUCCCUUUGUUGGCGCGCGGCCAUGGGGAGUUCAUGCGUGAACCUCUCCCGUGCCGUCGUCCUCCACGGCCUCGCCGCCGGAGGCGCCCGCCGCCGUGGGCAUCGGUACGGCGGAGGCGGCGCGCUGCUGCUCCCGCCGUCGCUACUGUCGAAGCGUGCCGCCGUGGCGUGCUGCUCGUCGCCUGGUACAGCAGGCUCAAGGCCGUCGUCAUCGUCCUUCCCGGUGCGCGGGCUCGGCGGUGAUUCAUCAGAAGCCGGUUCCACCGCCACGUCGCCGGCAGGUCACGCCGGCGGGAUUGGGAUUGCCGAGUUCCUCGGCGCCAAGAACUUCCUCAUCACCGGCGGGACGGGUUUCCUGGCUAAAGUUCUUAUCGAGAAGAUUCUGAGGACGAAUCCUGACGUUGGCAAGAUAUACGUGCUGAUCAAAGCCAAAGACAGCGAAGCAGCAUUGAGGAGAUUGCAAAAUGAGGUAGUGGACACGGAGCUGUUCAAAUGCCUGCAGGAGAUCCACGGGAACGACUACAGCAGCUUCAUCGCGAGGAAGCUGGUUCCCGUCGUCGGCGACGUCAGGGAGGCCAACAUCGGCAUCGCUCCCGAGCUCGCCGAUGAGAUCGCCGACCAGGUGGACAUCAUCGUCAACUCGGCGGCGAACACCACGUUCGACGAGAGGUACGAUGUCGCCAUGGACAUCAACACCGUGGGCCCGUUCCGGAUCAUGAGCUUCGCGCAGCGGUUCCGACGGCUCAAGCUCUUCUUGCAAGUGUCGACAGCGUAUGUGAACGGGCAGAGGCAAGGCCUGGUGCUGGAGAAGCCGUUUCGCAUGGGAGACACCAUCGCCAAGGAGUUGGGAUCUUCAGAACACAGCAGCACCGUGCUGGACAUCGAGGCAGAGAUCAAGCUGGCCUUCGACUACUCCAGAAGACGCUCCGUUGAUUCUGCUUCGUUUACUCAAGAAAUGAAAGAUCUAGGCCUGGAGAGGGCAAACCUCCAUGGGUGGCAGGACACCUAUGUGUUCACCAAGGCCAUGGGAGAGAUGGUCAUCAACAGCAUGAGAGGGGAGGUGCCGGUAGUCACCAUCAGGCCCAGUGUCAUCGAGAGCACCUGGAGGGACCCCUUCCCCGGCUGGAUGGAAGGGAACAGGAUGAUGGACCCUGUCGUCCUCUACUACGGCAAAGGCCAGCUGAGUGGGUUCCUCGCCGACCCAGAGGGCGUUCUCGAUGUGGUCCCGGCGGACAUGGUGGUGAACGCGACGCUAGCGUCGAUGGCGAAGCACGGCGGCACGUCGUCGUCGUCGCCGCCGGCGGCGGCGGGGCCCGGCGGGAUGCACGUGUACCACGUGUCGUCGUCGACGGUGAACCCGCUGGUGUUCGGCGAGCUGAGCCGGUUCCUGUUCCAGCACUUCACGCGGUGCCCCUACAGCGACGCGGCGGGGCGGCCCAUCCCGGUGCCCCCCAUGCGGCUCUUCGACAGCAUGGACCAGUUCGCCGCCUACGUGGAGACGGACGCGCUGCUGCGGUCGGAGCAGCAGCGGCGGCGGCUCUCGCAGCGGGCGCGCGAGCUCUGCGCCAGGUCCGUGGAGCAGGCCGUCCACCUGGGCAGCAUCUACCAGCCCUACACCUUCUACGGCGGCCGCUUCGACAACGGCAACACGGAGGCGCUCCUCGCCGCCAUGUCGGUGGCGGAGAAGGCGCGCUUCCACUUCGACGUGCGGAGCGUCGACUGGGCGGACUACAUCACCAACGUCCACAUCCCGGGGCUACGGAAGCACGUCAUGAAGGGAAGGGGCGUCGCCGCCGCCAACCAGCUGCUCGCCAGCACCUCCGUCUGACGGACCUCACCACGGCCGGCCGGCCGGCGGGCGAAGGGAUGCGCGGCGGCGUGUACAGACCCUCUUCUUACGCCACCACGGCCGAUGGAUCACCGACGACCGAUCUUGCCGUUGGAUCCAUGGCCGAUUUCUUCUUCGUCUCCUGACAGGUUAAUUGGUGGUUCAUAGUAGCAGUAAUCUAAGGUUGACGUGGGUUCAUUGAUGAUGCUUGCAAUAUUCACGAUAGAUAUACCACUAUUCAUCUCUUCCAUGUUGAUCCUUGUAUUAUCGUGUAGUUGUUCAAAGAAAACUACAGAGGGUGUGGAAUUUGUCAGUCUAUCGAAAUUCAUGAAGGGAUGCACAAACUCUGAAAA